AUGGGAGUAAAUUCGUUAUGGGAUAUUUUGGGCCCCACAGCACGGCCUGUGCGACUCGAAGCACUAACAAGAAAGAGGUUGGCGGUGGAUGCGUCUAUUUGGAUCUAUCAAUUCUUGAAAGCUGUCCGAGAUUCAGAAGGUAACACCCUUCAUCUGUCACACAUAGUUGGAUUCUUCAGAAGGAUCUGUAAACUCCUUUACUUUGGGAUCCAGCCAGUAUUCAUUUUCGAUGGAGGGGCUCCUGCUUUAAAGCGCGAUACAAUAAAGAAAAGGAAAGAGAGACGAGACGGUAAACGAGAAGAUGCUAGUGAAACAGCCCAUAGACUCUUGGCUAUCCACGCGCAGAGAAGAGUUCAACAACCCAAAGAAAAUAACGAUGACACAGUCUACCUUGAAGAUUUGCCCGGGCAGCAUCCCAACCAUAUUCAGCAUUCUCCUUCUCGAACCGGUAAGAGGUUUGUUCCAUCAGAUGAGUACCAUCUCCCGGAGUUGAAGAAAAUAAAGAUCCGAGAGUCAGACGAGAGACUUCUCCCAGAUGAAGAGUAUCGUGAGUUGGCCCUGGAAUCGUUUGAUAUUGUUGAUGGUAUAGAUAUCAACUCUGUGAAUCCCAAUUCUGAAGAGUUUGCUGAGUUACCAAUGUCCACUCAGUAUAUGAUUCUUUCCCACCUUCGAUUAAAAUCUCGGUUGAGAAUGGGGUUUUCGAAGGAACAGCUAGAGAAUAUCUUCACAGACAGUAUGGACUUCUCUAAGUUCCAAAUCCAGCAAGUGCAAAAGCGGAAUUUUUAUACCCAAAGGUUAAUGGAUGCCAGUGGGAUGGGAGAGGAUGGAAAUGCAACCAGACGAAUAGCUGGAGAAAAAGACCGAAAGUACGCGUUGAUUCGAACAGACGAUGGGUGGGCACUUUCGUUGGGUCAAGAAGAUGAUCAUCAAGUUGUGGAGAAAGCACCCGUUGAGUUGAAUCCUCAAUUCCCCGAAAUCAUCAACAUUUCUGAUAAAUCAGAAGAUGACAUUGAAGUUGGUGAUGAGGACGACGAUGACGAUGAUGACUUCGAAGAUGUUUCAAUAGGUGAGGCUCCAGUGGAAAAUGCUGAAGACCAAGAGCUUAAUAGAGCUGUGAUAGAGUCCAUAUAUGAGCAGUAUGAAGAUAAGCCAGUAUCCAAAGCCACUGAUGAGUUUUCCCAAGAUGAGUUGAAAUUGGCAAUCGAGAAGUCCAAGAAGGAACUAAGCGUCCUUGUACAGAGAGAAGAGGCUAUGAUAACCAACCAAACAGUGGAGCCUUUUGACUUUAACUUUGGGGACUCUUUAUUGUUUUCUAGUAACCAACUGGCAGAGCCUGUUAAUGCCUAUCCUAAAUCUCAUAAACCUCAAAAAGAAGUUCCAGAAACCAUUGUUGAGGAAGAAGAGCCCGAAAGUUAUUAUGAUAGACUUGGACGUAAAGAAAAAGAGCUUGAACAUCUAGAUCAAUUGGAGGCUUUGAUGGAGAGUGAAGAAGAAACUGAUAAAAAGGACACUGCUAAGCAGAAUUCUGUCCCCGAGUGGUUUAAUGAAAAGCUAGAAGCAAAUUCCGUAUACCAGAAUUUUCAAGCUGAACGUGAAGACUCGGUUGAAAAGGACGAAGAUGUGGGCUUAAUCCCGUGGGAUAAGGCUAAGGAGAUGCUCGAUAACGAACUGGAGGAUGAGGAUCCGCAUGAGGUUGAAGAAAUAAGCCAUACUAAUCUAGUAGACUCGGUAGAAGAUGAGCUGAUUGUGAUCUCUGAAGCUAACACCCAAGGGAUUGAGGAUCCUGUCGAUGUCCCUGAAGUCGAAGAAAAGGAUACUGAAGUCGAUGUGAAAGUUGAACCUGUCGAAGAGACGAGCUCGAAGACUUCCAGGAAGGAUGGAGUGCUUGAUUAUGUUUUUGUAGAUGAUGAGGAUGAGUUGGCUGAUAGACAGUUACUUCAAGAGGAAAAAGAUCACGACAAGUUGAAACGGGACAUAGCUGCUCACCAUGAACCAUUGCUAAACAUCACCACUUCCAUCACCGAGGAACAGCUUCUCCAAGAACGAUUAUUGAAGCAAAAGAGAGAUUCGGAAGAGGUCACCCAAGCAAUGAUCAAUGACGUUCAAGAGCUAUUACGGAGAUUUGGAAUCCCUUUUUUGACUGCUCCAAUGGAAGCUGAGGCCCAGUGUGUCGAACUACUCAAGCUCGGCUUAGUUGAUGGUAUAGUAACAGAUGAUAGUGACACUUUUCUUUUUGGGGGUGAUAGGGUUUACAAGAAUAUGUUUAAUCAAAAACAGUUUGUUGAAUGCUAUUUACUGGAAGACGUAUCAGGAAAGUUAGGUUUGAGUCAAGAAAAAUUGAUUGAAUUGGGUCUCUUGUUAGGAAGUGAUUACACUGAGGGAGUGAAAGGGAUUGGUCCCGUUCUUGCAAUGGAGAUUUUAGCUGAGUUUGGAAGCUUGCACCAAUUUAAAGAGUGGUUUGAUGACUGCAAUUUAAGAGCUAAAAACGAUUCCAGCUCGAGCCUAAAAAAGAACCUUUUGAACCGGAUCAAAAACAGCAAACUCUUUCUUCCACCUCUGUUCCCAGACCUGGUGGUUUUUGAUGCCUAUAUUCAUCCUGAAGUGGAUCACAGUAAAGACCCCAUUAAGUGGGGGGUUCCCGAUCUUGAUCUGAUCAGAUCUUUCUUAAUGUACAAUGUUGGAUGGUCCCAAGGCCGAGUGGAUGAGGUGAUGGUGCCUUUAAUAAGAGACUUGAAUAGGAAGUUAAGAGAAGGAACUCAGUCUACCAUUGGAGAGUUCUUCUCUACGUCAUAUAUUCAGUCGAAGAGAGAGGUGCAGAUUGGUAAGAGGAUGAAGGCAGCUGCAACUAAGUUAAACAAGAAAGCAGCGAAGGAUGGUUUAUAAGUCUAUACGAAAUUAUGAUCUCAUGAAGUA
Molecule: messenger RNA, 2913 nt
Organism: Yamadazyma tenuis ATCC 10573
Lineage: Eukaryota; Fungi; Ascomycota; Pichiomycetes; Serinales; Debaryomycetaceae
Gene: RAD2
Product: ssDNA endodeoxyribonuclease
Biological process (GO): nucleotide-excision repair
Cellular component (GO): nucleus
Molecular function (GO): DNA endonuclease activity; single-stranded DNA binding
Source: RefSeq, a predicted model, not a curated record